This is a messenger RNA of Haplochromis burtoni (Burton's mouthbrooder), 20070 nucleotides long. RefSeq names its product TIAM Rac1 associated GEF 2a (gene tiam2a). NCBI's taxonomy places the organism in Eukaryota, Metazoa, Chordata, Actinopteri, Cichliformes, Cichlidae. The transcript has 28 exons. Gene Ontology annotation, biological process: positive regulation of axonogenesis; activation of GTPase activity; small GTPase-mediated signal transduction. The record is from RefSeq and is a predicted model, not a curated record. Gene Ontology annotation, cellular component: membrane; synapse. The coding region runs from base 13456 to 18777 and encodes 1773 amino acids. Gene Ontology annotation, molecular function: protein binding; guanyl-nucleotide exchange factor activity.
AAAGUUUGAGUUAUGGAUCCUUUUUUUUAGUGGCGGAAACGGGCUUCCAUACUUAUGCCUGCAUAUUUGUUAAAUACAAACAAAAUUAUAGCAAAAGUGCUGCCACGUGUCUGGCCAGAAAGAGCUGUUUAUUUGGUAGUUCAAUGAAAGGCUUCAGGUAGUCAAGAGUGAGGAAAAAAUUGCGUUCAUGUUUGCAGUUUUUUCUUGUUAAACAUUAUUUGAAAUUAAAUAGAACAAAGAAAACACUACAUUUUAGGAAAUAUUAGUGGGUGUUUUCUUGUUUGUUUUCUUGUACUACUUGAACACUAAAGUGGCCCUCCAGUGAGAUGACGGUGCCAGAAGGGGCCCCAGGCUCAUUUGAGUUUGAGACCCCGGGUGUAAGAUGUCACGUGUUGUUGUUUAUGGGAUCAUAUUAGAAGCUAGAAUCUCCUGAUGUGUUAAACCUUUGCACGUCUUUUGAAAAACUAAAAAAGUUCAGAUAUGGGACACUUUGCGUUACCAAGAGAAUUCUUCUCAGUUUAGCUCCUUAGAAGCAAAUGGUUUUUUUUGUGGGUUUUUAAAAAAAAAAAGUUUUAUUUUUUAUGGAUUGUUCAUACUUCUCAGUUAAACCCAAGAUCAAAAUGUGCGUGUGUUUCCUCAGGGUGUGGUGCUAUUCAUCCAUCUACAUUGGUCUGGUGAGAAUUACCCAGGUUUGGAGCUACUGUGUUGCUCAAAGUGCAAAAAAUGCAUUUGAAACACUAUCUGGUUAUGUCUCUCUCUACAACUCAUGUGGUCAUCUGUUUCUAUGCAACUCACUCCCCUCCAAAGGUUGGGGUGUGGCCAGCUAACAUGAGGGCGGUCACCAUCAGUGCUGACGUUCUGUCUCGUUGUCCCACCACAAGCGUCUCAUCACAGAUAAAUGCAUGCUCCCUUUGGCACGGUGGUGCAGUUGGCAGGUGUAGUUUCAUAAGGAGAAGAAACGGCUCACAACAAGAUUUCUGGAAACAGAUGUUGUUACUUUCUUUAUUCCGAUAUAUUUUUUCAUAGGCAUAGUGCCACUUAGUUCCAUUAUAUUGAAGAGGAGUCAGACAUGUUUACGCCACAUGUCUCUGAAACCUUUUAGAUGGAUAAGCAGCAACUACAGAGGAAAAACAUGGAAAUCAGAGUUUGCCGUCAAUCAUUCCUUUGUUUUUUGUUAAUAUGCAUAAAAAAAUACUGAAGAGGAAAUUCUCCAAACACAGAAAAGUAGAUCCUGAGUCCUGAGUGGUUAACCCCGUGUUCAGCGCCUCAAACCUCCCUCCUGCCGUUUGUCCAAUCUGCCGAGUCUGUGGGCGUGUGUGCGGCUCUGUCGAUAUCGCCCGUGACGGUUCCUAUGCCGCCCCGCUGAUGGGGAUUAAACAUUCAUCAUCAUGUUUAUUAAUGACCAGCAGGCAUCAGGGGUCUCCAGGCUGUCACACACAUGCUGCAGACAAGCUAAAGCUCACGAUUUCUGGCACUUUCUCUCAAGAACUUGCACACAGAAUAAUAAACGCACAGCUACCUGCAAAGGUGGCUUAAAUAUUCAUGAACCCCUCCCUUUGUUGUUGCUUGUUUUCAAGCGUUUUUGAUGGUUAGAAGUUCUCGUGUGUGCAGCUAUCGAUCCACUGGCCUGUUAAAGAGUUAAAGAACAGAUUUUGUGUCUCUCUGGAGCGCCAGCCUCUCCCAUGGGUGGAGGGAUGGACUGAGAACAUCUGCGAUGGCCGACUCCUGCAGAGACACACCAGUGUGUGUGUGCAGGGUUGAGUGGUCUGUUACCUAUAGAAGCUUUAGAGGAAGCGCACUCCCAGUUUAUUUCUUCCUUUCUCUCUCAAAUAGACAUGUAGUCAUUUCUAAGCAGGCGGCUGCGCAGGCAGAAACCAAGCUUCCAUUUUUAUUCAAUAAAAGCUGUGUGGCUGAAAAUCCUUUGAGUUUAUUUGCAUCUCUGCAUUUUAACCAUUUUCAUCAUUUCAUCUUCAACUCGGAGACUCGGAGAUGUGCCCUCCUCUUAGGUGAUACUCAUAAAAACGACAUACUUUGCACCACAGCCUCUGCAAAUGAAAUGAUAAAUGAGUGAUGAGCAGAAGCGCACUGAUGCUGCACUGCUCACAGCCUGCCGUCUCAUUCUGUGUGGUUGAGCGUCUCCCUCCAUACCUUCAUUAUUAUUGUGCUCUGCUGCCUCCCCUUAUCCUUUUUUUUACUCCUUUGGCCAGUCGUGUCUCAUUUUACUUCUCUGCAGCUCCAUCUUUGUGCUCCACUCUCCAUUCUCCCCAGUGAAGCGUGUCACAGUCUGGUCAGAUUUCUUGGUAACGGAGCCUCUCAGAGGGAGAUGCUACCCAGAUCAUAAAACUCGCUUAAAAUAUAGUUUGUAAAGCUGUGCAUUGUGUGAGUGAGGCUGAAGAGCAAACUAAGGAAACUGAUCUCAAACAAAGUCAGGCUUUUAGUGGAAAAAAUAGCAGUUGGCUGGUUUUUGGACCGGUUUAAAUAUAAACACAGAUUUUAAAAUGAUUUCAUAUUCUUAGUAGAUCUGAACUGGAAAAACAGAACAGGUAGAAGGCUGGCUUUUAGAAAGAAAAUGCUGGCAUUAACCAAAUAUUUGUAGAAACAACAACAAAAACUGAUAUAUACACACUCUGGCCACUUCAUUAGGGACACCUUUCUAGUACACGCACAAACGAUUCCUGAGAAUUUGUUGGUUACGUCCAAGAUGUGAAUCUCCCGUUCCACCACAUCCAAAGGGGCUCCGCUGGAUUGAGAUCUGGUUACUGUGGAGGCCGUUUGAGGACUCGGUGUCAUUUUCAAGAAACCAGUUUGAGAUUAUUUGAGUUUUGUGACGUUAUCUUGCUGGAUAUCUGGUGUGUGUCCUUUUAUGACCAUACAUAUGAAGGGAUGGACAUGGCAAACUUACAUACAUGCUUCCCUUAGCUAGUAUUACUAGAGAACACUGCAUACAUUUUCAUUAUUAUGCAGAUGAUAUCCAUCUUUAUUUAUCCAUGAAGCCAGAUGAUACAAUAAAGAGAUUUCCUGCUUCUAAAUUCAGAUCAAACUGAGGUUGUUGUUCUCGGCUCUAAAACCCUCAGAAAUACACAAUCCAACCAGAUGACAUUACCUUUCCCUCCAAAAACUCUGCGGCGGGCCUUGGAGUCGUUUUUUGACCGCCUCUCAGAAUGAUGCUGAAAAACUACUUUGCGCAUUUAUCACUUUUCUCCCAUAUUAAUGUCUCUUUAUUGGCUCACUGUUAAAUUCAGGUUCACAUUUAAAAUCCUUCUCCUCACAAGGCCAAGGUCUGUAAUAAUAACAAUCAAGCCUCAUCUUAUCUUGAAGACCUCGUACCACAUGACCUCAUGUUUGUCUUUUUCAGACUGUCCUCUGUAAACAGAGAUGGUUGUUUAGGAAAAUCCCAGUAGAUCAGCAGUUUGUAAAAUACUCAGACCGUCCGUCUGCGCCACGUGCAUUCAUUCAGUCUGAACUUCAGCAGGCUGAUGUAACCAUGUCUACAUGCCUAAAGUCAAUGAGUUUCUGCUACGUGAUUGGCUGAUUAGAUGUGUAGAAAUAUCAAUGCUAUAAAAAAGUAAUAUCACAAUUAAUACUCAAAGGCUGUCCUUUAAUUUUAUAAUAACUGCUGUAUUUGCUUUCAAAACAUUGUAGUUUACUGUGUUAUCUUGACUGAAGGGGUUUAAUGAAUAUUAAGCAUUAAGAAAAAGUUAAAUAUAUGAAAGCUACCUUUCAGGCUAUAGCUCUAACCUCCACCAAACAGAGGAAGGCAACACUUAAAGCAAAGAAGGCACAUGAAUCCCUGCUUGAUCGCUCUCUUGAUUGCUGGAGCGUUUUAAAGACGACCGUGGCAUUACAAAAACCUUACAUAGUCAAUAUAAAGUAAAAAUGUUUCCAUUUGCUUUGCUUUUUCUGACUAAUUUGCAUUUAGUUACUAUGCUAUACCCUGACUACGUGAAUACAUGUGAAGAUGUGCAUCAGAUUUUUAGAUUUUGAUUCGUCUGUGGGAGUUUACAGGCUUUUGAGUCGAAACAAUAAAACCUUUUCUAUGUUAAAAUGUCUGAUUCUUUAAUCUAAAUGGGGUUUCUAUUCCAUUUCCAAUGUUUCAGCACAGCAUAUGUAAAAAAACAAAAUAAAAAUCAGACAAUAGACAAAACAGGAAGUGUCUGUGCAGCAUAAUGCAGUCCGGCACAACAUCCGAUGAGGCUUUUAUGCAGCUUGAGUCACAAAGAUAACUCAUGAAAAGAAUUUAAACUCAGCAGAAAACUGAACGUGGAAACGAAGACGAGAACAGGAACAAACGCGUCAGUGGGAGUCGGCAGAGGAGGGUCACCAUGUUUGACAGGGUAACAGAGGGAUCUGUUUCUAAUGAGUAAACAGACAGCGUACACUACUGCCAACCCACACACACACACACACUCUGUGUUGUUGUGUGGGAGAAAAUGAGAAACGUGAAACUUGCACUCGUCUCAAAGAGUUUCUCUGUUAGGAAGAAUAAGUGUCAGUGAGGUCUGGCUGUUGGUUUGGGGGGUGGCAAAACCCUAACUGCACAGAGAAAAGAGGGGAACUGGGUAUCACAUGUACCGUGUAAAGGUUUCCUAUCCUUAUGAAGUCAUAUUGAGCAAGUAAGGCUGGCCAAAAUAACAGAAACAUUACUUAUGGGAGGACUUUAGUUUCCAUCAUCAUAAUUAAAACAGUCAGAAACAUCAGCAAAGUGACCUCUGAGCCAGUUAGUGUUGCAUGUGUGGGCGAGCUGUGUCGUGGUUUAUACUUUAUCAGAUAUGGAUUCAUAAAUUUUCUGCCCAGCUGAUACAGUAUAGCUGAUGUAAGCACAGUUUAUAUAUAGCCACGCCUCGAUACUUUCAUUACACGUGUUUGUAGGCAGGAUCGGAGUACACAGUCACAAAACGACUCAACUCUCCCAAAACCCGAUUGCUGAAAUGACCCUGUCACUAAUGAGUACUUGCAACAAGCUAACUUGUUAAGUAGUAGUUUACCAGCUGCACUGCCAUAGAUCCACGUGCUUCAUAAUGAUCUUAUUUUUGAUUAGUGGAGAACAAAAGCAAACCAAACUCUAGCAAAGAGAAGCUGGUUUUAAUAGAUUUCUAAUGACGCUGCUGGACCAACGUGCAAAGAACCUUGGGAGAAGUUGAGCCCACAUAAAUCUGCCUUGCUUCUUCUCUCCCACGUUUCACACUGGUCCGAGUAUAUGAACCUAAUUACACUUGAACUUAAUAGUUGACAAAGCAGUAGCUUUUGUCUUUCAAGGCCUCGUUGAGUUAUGGGGCCACAAAGAAGUCUGUUCACAUGCAAGUAUAAUCCCAACCUUAGUGUUGCAUGUGGGCAACUUCGCUAAGAUGAUAAUGCUCUCAUAAACGCACCUAAAAAUGAUUUAAAUAACUAAAUAUGACUGAAAACAAGAAUUAAACCAAAUGGUUCCCAUGACCUCGUGAUUCAACAGCACUAAACCUGUCUGGGGUGUCCUGCGUAUUCCCUAAGACCUGGAGCGUUUCCCUCCUGCAGAUAUCCGCUUCAUUAUCCACUUAGAUGUGCUUUAGUAUUUUUAACAGCACACAAGAACAAGCGGAGCCAGCUAGAAGCGUUUCUGUGGAGCAUGGAGGAUUUUCUCGUGCACGUCAUACACACACUGUGCUCAAAUCAAACAUGUGAGUGUGCACACGCAACACAGCACACAGGAGAACUAAUCUGAUUUCACAGCCCAAAUGAAAAGUGAUGCACACAUACACACAUCCAUUAGCUAUUAUUAGGUAAAUAGGCUAAUAGGUAAACACACAGAGAGCUGCUAUGGAGACCACAAAUGUCAGGGGGACAGCAAGAAGCGCUUGAUUGUAGUGUUGAGUUCUGGGCGUGCUCACUUAGGGCAAACACCAACAGGCAGAGAUGUGACUCCUUUAUUGGAAGUCACACCUGGAGGCGAAAACUGCCUGCUAGUCAUUUUUAUCAGGUUUAUUUAGCCAAAUGUCAGGAAGUUAAUCGAUCAGAUAACGACUGGCUUCUCGGUUUGUUCGCAGCUGCUAAACAAAGUGUAGAGCAUGGCACUGCACGCAAACACUCUGCACCUGAACACGCUGUAGAAAUGUAGUGACAAAAUCACACCAGCCCCUCCUUCUCCACUGUAGCUCUGGCUGUCAGUUGUGGGUUAUUUAAUCUGUGUGAGUGGUUCGCCUGACAUUGGAAAAUGAUUUAAAAUAGAUUUAUGUCAUAAGAUCACCUACCAAACUAUUACUGCUCGUCUCUACAGUCCUUCGACGCUCCUAUGACCCUAAUAUUAACAGCCCACGGAUGAACUUUAGGUAGCUCGACGUCAUUACAUAAUUAGCACUCACCUUUGAGAAUUUCGCCUCCUUCUUCUCCCAAAUGGCUCACAUAACUGACCUGACAUUCACAUCCACAAUGCUUUACAAGCUGGACACGGCCAGGUCUGCACACCGCAGCACUUGGGGAGACCUCCAGCUACAAAACAGAAACGUCCUGAGUGCUUUUUUGUUCACGAAGCUCCUGCAAGUCAGAACAGUGGUUGGCCUCACUAUAAAUAAACAUUUCCACCUGGAAAGACUAAGAGAAUAAUGCUGUAAGACGUUCUAGAAUGAUCUUUAUUAUCCCGGUCUCACAGACAAACUGUACCAUCUUCAGUGUAAGAUUAAUACUGUGAUUACAUUCCCCAGUUUGAUGGUGCUGAUGACGCAUCCCGACGGGAUGAAUGCUAAGAAUCUUUGAUGAUGAUAGUGUAUAAAAGUGAAGGUCAACCUGAUGAAACUUUUUAAUGACAACUCAGGAGACAAAAGCUGCAGAUCCUAAAUAUAUGGAAAAAUGAUCCUCAGGAAACACUUUGCUCAUUUUGGAUCACAGUGAAUACAAAACUGAUUCCAUUUUGGACAAUUAAAAGUCCGAGUGGAGGAUUAUCCUGGGUGUAUUUGAAGUCCUUAGCAUACUGUACAUGGCAUAAAAGAUGGAUGAAGCUACCAUGACUUCAGCCAUUGGUCCUGUUUCCUGUAGUCCAGAUAAACAUUUUCCACAUUUCCACCUUCACCACCUGUUUGGCCGUGAAACCGCACAUUCAUUGGCUAAUGACUUGUCACUUACAGUUCAUUCACCACUGAAUAAAUAAUCCUGCUUUGUGAAACGCAGAACGAACCUGCAACCACACAAACUCACUUAGAUAAAGAAGUCUUCUCUGGCACUGGAUAAAAGUUACUCCAUUAAAAGUUAUCGAUAAAGGUAACUAGUUAGCUACAAAUGCUAACCAUUGCAGCAGAAUAAAUCCAGGCCUCGAACUUGUCUGUACACAUCAGUUUAAGGUAGAGAAUCCAAAGUGUGACUUAUUCGUUGGAGGGAUCGGCAAAAGCAAAGCAGUCUUUUCUUCUUUUAGUGAACUUUAUCUUCACAGAUUUCUCCUCUGAACUAACUGAAGUUUAUCCCUGAAUGCUCAUAAGCUGAAAACAAAGACGCAAACAUGCUAACGUAAUCUUACAAUCACAAAGGAUGAUCUAAAUGUCUCCCUCCACAAGGCCUGUAAACAAACCAGUCCAAGUGGUUUGGAGGAAGGUAUCAGCUUUCCAGGUCCUGCUUUGUCUAAUAACGACAUGUCAGACAGACCCCUCCCCCCAGCUGCCCUUCCCUUAGCUUUGGUGCCCUCUGUUACAGUGCAUCGCACUAGUAGCUGAUAAUAUUGUGGUAAAGACCCAGAGCACUGUAUCUGUUUCCAAUUAAGAGGUGAAAUGAGCAGGUUUUUAACAAGGUGACUGUAACAGCGCUCAGCUUCCCUUCACAUGGGUGUGAAAGUAUUUGUCAGCAGGGAGUGAGGAGGUUAUGGGUGUGGGAACCUUACCUUAGUGGGCACGGCAGAGGGACAGUCACAGUCCUAAUGAUGCAACAACAGUUUGGUUCUCAUGCUUUAGACAUUGCAGCAGACAUCCUCAAAACACACUUAAUUACUUCAUUUAUUAGCAAAAGACUAAUUUUUUGGGUGAGAUUUGCUGCGAUAAAGAUCCAUCCUGAGACUUUCUGCUCGAUGUUGUUUGCGUCUUGCUUGUUUUCAGCUCGUCUCGUUGCUCUUAUUGAGUUUGAGCGAGCUGAAUUUAGCCCAAUACAAAUCACAUUACACUUCAGAGUGAAUGAUUGCAUUUAGCUCAUUGGAAUCAGCCUUUACUGUUUUUUACUGAAUGAAGCUUUUGAUUUUUAGGCAUGUUUGUUGGCUUGUAAUGUGUUCGAUCACUUGACUCGGUGUAAGCUUGCAAUAACUCAAUCAAACGUCCCUGCGUUUGCUGUGGAUUCCCCUCCACUGGCCUGCAGGGCUGUGGCUGCAGGAGUGAAGAGGUUUAAAGCAGCUUAAACUGUCACGCCAGCCCAGAGCUACAGACUGUUUCCUUAUUCUCUUUCACUGAGUCUAUAAAAGAUGAGGCUUGUCCAGUCUUGAUCUGUCUUUCAUAAAGUAAUCUCUCCAAAGUCCCUCAAUCAUUUAUAUUCUUUGCUCUCUCGUGUGGGAUAUAUAUUCAGCCACUAACAUGCUCUUAACUUUGUCAGUGUCGAGUCUGCCCCACAUUCAGACAAAGAAAAGGACAGCCGUGUGUACUUUGGUGCAUUUUUAGACCAGGGCCUGAUGUCACGCUAACCGCGCGCCGGGUUGUCCUCCGUCAGUCAUGCCCUCCAUGAGCUUAGACAUGGUACGGUGCCACCAUGCACCAACUUUGACGUAGCUUGGACGACAAACAUGUUUUUGUUUCAGGUCUGACGGUUUUCUUCCGGAGCUGCUGACUGUAAAAGCAAGCAAGAGCUGAAUGUUUUGGAGCUGGUGCAGGUGGGCAUGGUUACCUGAGAGGAAGUGGUAAACAGGAAAAAAGUCAGUUUAGAUCAAACACAGAGGCUUAAAGGGAUAAAGAAGAUGUUGUAUUUCACAAAGUUCUCCUUGUGCAGCACUGCAGCCUCGACGGUCAAACUAUGGAGCAGCUUUAAGAUGCUCAUCAGGUCUGAGACAGGGCCACACAUCCCAUUAUACCACACGCUGGAUAAACUGUACAUACAGUAUGUUACAUCAACAAGUAGUCUGACGAGGGGUUUGUGCACGUUUUACUAUGACAUGGCCACAACAAAUCACUUCCUGUUCUACAGUUUUAAAACUCCCGAUUGGCUGAUUCCUUUCUUAGUGUUUUAUUUUUGUUGCUGCUCAUCUGAUGCCAUUGUGGGUAUUUACCAUAACUAGUCAUGUGAGCUGUGAUGUGCACGAAUAACAUCAGUUGUGAAAUAGUGUCAGGAGGUUUGUUAUCUUCAUGCUAUAAUAAGCUGUAAGCUUUUGAAGCAGUUUAUGGGCUUUUAAAAUGACAUAAUGUCUUAUAUGUUUUCAACCUGUAGCUUUGUAUUGUGUUGUUUUUUACAUCGUAUCAUAACCAAUCACAGCCGCGUGAUUCUCUCAUGCAUUUCGUAUGUGUGCAGAAUCCGUAAUCAUUUCAAUGAUGACUGAUGGAUAACAUAAUGCUGUCUUAAUAAUCCCUGCUUCAAAGCUCUGGGAGUUGUGGAUAUCCUUUAACAACUUCGCUGCACUUACCUUGAAAUGAUUCAUUUUGCAGAUGGUAAUGAGUGCAAGUAUAGAUGGAUGGAGGCAGGCAAUCAACCACAGAAAGAAAACUAUGCUUUCCCUGAGGCAGUUUUAGGGAAGUUAUAUGUGAUGACAUUCUGCAAACUAACAUGGAUUACAUCCUUUUUUUAAAAACUGGGUUAACAAGAACCAUUUUAUUACUUUUUGUUGUUAUGCUGGCUUCAGGUGCCGACACUUAGCUCUAUACUUAUCUUACAGUCCCAUCCUGUUUAUCACACGGCCGUCUCAAUCUUUUCUCACAAGCAGGCAAACAAAAGAGUAAUUCAGCUCAUCAGUCUGUGGGAGCCUCGUGACAGUUUCUUCACCUACAACUCAAGUGAUGAGCAAACACAUCCAGCUCCCCUCACUGCUCGGUAAUGAACGAUCGUGCUGCAGACAGGCAGUCAGACAAACACAUGAUGCAACGUGUGGAGGACACGUCUGUCAAAUAUGUCGUUUCCCACACCGCUGAAUCCAUGCAGCUUUAUAUAUCGUCUGAUAUCAGACAAAAAACAGUAUAUUCAUCAUCUUCAACUCUGACACAUAUCUUGCACGUCCACAGUUUAAAAAGCAUUUUAAAUGAUGCUCGACUCAAAAAAAAAAUAGAAUUACACUAAAAGAACUGAUAAUGUAAGUGCAUGUAAAUCAGGGGCUUUAAGUGCUGUGUCUGUCCUUUAAAGACCCUAAUAACAUUGCUGCAAAAGGGUGGCCGCUGUGACACACUUUGCUCGUCUAAGCCAUUGAUUUCUCAUUAGUUAGGCCCUCAGGAGUGUACAAGCUAUCACUUGGAUCAGCCCUGUUGUAUUCAAUUAAAAGCCUUUCCAACACACCCUGGAUUUUUUCUACCUUAUCUUUAAGUGCAUAUUUUUUCUGUUGCGUGAGCUGCUGCCAUGGCCUCUUUCAUUUUGGCUGCCAUAUUUAGAAACAAGUAAGGAGUUGUUUCAGGGUGUGGCAGUGGUGGCUCUGAUUAUAGCCCUCCCUUUGUCUCACAUGCACCUUAUGACAUCUCCUUCUUUGUGUUCAUGAAUGCUGCGCACACAAAAACCGUGUUCCCAGCACCUUCUGCCUAACCCUGCCAGCCUUUCAGACAGCUCUAUGAGAAAAAUGUCUUCCAGCCACAGCAAACCAUUAGGGCUCACAUCUCAAAUCAGUUUGGUAAUUACACAUGGACGCUGAACAGGCCAGCUCUCACAUCUCAGCACCUCAUAUAGUGGUAAUAAUGGCCAGAUCACAGCCUACAAAAGGCAGCUAUGAGAAGGGUGUGAGCAUCGCUUAUCGGGGAAUCUGCAGCCCCCUCCCUGCGUCUCACGUACAGUAACACACACUCACAUAGAAAUGCACAAACUGUGACGAUCCUAUUAGAGAAGCCACAAUGGCAGAACAAAGCGAUGACAGUCGGAAUAGCUGGACCGGGGGUGUUGAGAAGCCUCAUUUAAGAGGCGAGGAAGGAGGACUGAGGUGUGGAUGUGUGUCACUAUGUGUGUUGUGGAAGCCCACAUUUCUGGCUGAGCUCAAUGCUUUUUGCUCCCCGUUGUGUUUUAAAGCAAUAAACUGACAAUACCAAUAUUUCAUUUCACCGGCCCUGUCCUCACUCCUCAGUGUGUUCGCAGGAGUGGCAAAGUCAGGACCGUCGUCUUGUGCCAGGCCGACAGACAAACACAGAGGGGAUGAUGGGCGGCAGGAUGACCGUCAGAGCCAAUUACGUUUAAUGAGAUGUGGAGUGACCAGAGCUCCCGAACGCUGCCAGAUGACACAGGGAGCUUCCGAAUGUAUCCAGGAUUCUGCCCUGGAAACAUUGUGUGCUGGGAUUGGUAGCAUGUCACUGGAAAGACUGAUAAUGGUUGCCCAGUUGAUUAUUGCACUACGUUUGAUUACCAAUAAAAAGAUGUGAAUCAGUUCAAAGGCAACAAGUUCCAUUUGUAAUGAUUCACAUUCCCUAACAACCUAAUUUGUCUCUGAAAUCCUUUGACACUCCUGCAGAUGCAUAUUAAGAUAUGUUGAUUUCACAACAACAUGCUUGGUUAACUGGAGCUAAAAUCCCCAAGGCUAUGUACAUCCAACCAAGGGGGAUGAAAGGCUGCUUGUUGUGAUGACAGAUCCUGAUCAGACUGUGAUGAAAGGAGUAGAAAUACUGUAUCUGCUUCUACGACAGGCACCGUGGCCACAGCUGUAAACUGGCUGAUAUGGAGACUGGACAGGGCGGGCUGGGCUGGCACACCUGGCCAAAGAGCCACGUUAUGAAACUCAAGCUUUGUGCCAGUUGCGAGGGAGUUUUAAGGAAGCAAGGCCAUGACGGUCAUGUUAUCAGUAAUCUGAGACAUCUCGACAAAGAAGGGUAGAAAGAAAAUGGAACAAAGGACUUAAAUUUAGUCCAAGAGAAACAGCGACAGUGGCAGCUACCCCAUGAUUUCUGAGUUCCUGAGGAAAACAAACCUGUUCCCUAUCACACUGCCUAUCAGUUCAUCAGACCACGUGACAGUCAGGGUUGUCACUGUUAUGUAAAAGAUGCCUUGUUCACCUUUUCCAAGGCAGGACAUGCUUCAGGUGAAGGACUGUCAUGGAGAAAAGGCUUUAAACUCAACUACUUGCCCCAAGAAAGUUUAGUUAAUGCUGGAUUUAAAUCUUUGCAGAAUGAUUGAAGAGUUCAGAGGAAAGAGUGAAAUGCUCACGCCUGUUCUGACUGUGGUCAUAAAUGCAGAUGGAAACAAAUAGUUUGGUGUCAGUGACCCAAUCAGUGCGAUUCAUAUCAGGAUGAUUCUCACACCGAUUGCCUCCCAUACCUCAUCUUAUAUAAUAACUAACUAACAAUCCAUAAGUUAACUUUAAAAUAUAGUCUACACAUUUAAUGGCUAUUUACAUUAAAUCUAUAAUUGCAUAUGUUUAACUGCAGUAUCAUUUUCUUCACCUGAAGCCCCGACGAGCCCUCGGCCCCCCUUACAUCAGCGUUAUUCUCAGCUUUCUAUGUGUAAUUAAAUACUGCAUUAGGCAAGAAGAUGCUUAUAAACACACAGUAUAAAAUAUGAUCAUUUUCACAGAUUAUAUCCAUAACAUCCCCAAACUCAUUUUAAUCUUGGUGCUGACGAUGUUUCCUUCUUUUUUAAAGUCUUUUGAUUGAUUGAUUUUUUAUCUGUGUGGUCCUUUACAGUUCUUUUACUUUCACCAACUUUCCAUCAAAAGGUUUUAGCAGUCACUUCAAAUCAAGCUUAGGCUUUAACCCAGGACACCCAAGAAGUUUUUUUAAUUGAAGUUUAUUUAACAAUCAGAGAACAGCCAGAUUAAAUAAAGUUCAGCGUCUUUUUCUCUUUUCAGUCUGACUACAGGAAGCUGUCUUCACAGGCUGAGCUGUGCUCAUGAAUAAAGUGUAAAAUCUGUCCUUUUGAAUAAAGGGAAAGGAACACUUUUCUGAUAGUUUUGAGGACCCUAAAGUCCUUCUUCGUGACCCCUAAAAAGUCCACGAACCACAGUUUGAAACACCUUGGUUCGUCACACGGUUAGAUUUCCUUCCACGGUACUCCAUGUUGUAGUCUAUUCAAGGCUCUCGGCCAUCCCCCCUCUCCAUGUCCGUGGGAAGGAGGAGUUUAACCCCACAUUGCGAGGAGUCCGCAGUCUCUUGGCGCUCCGACCCGGGAUCGUUUGGCGUGGACACGGAGGGAUCGUGGAAUUAGCUCCGAGAAACGCAGACUUUUUAAUGCAGCGCUGGUAUAUUAAGAGUUUUCAGAGAGGAGGACGCAGGAGUGCUGCGGGGAAUGUGUUUCACGGGUGGAAGCAUUAGCCGAUGAGCCAGACGACGGAGGAAUGAGUUUAUUUUGAGAAAUGAGGCGGAGAGUGGCGCGAACAUAGAAGCUCCAGUCUGAGACGAGGCUUCAGAGGGCAGGAUGGGAAAUUCAGAGAGCCAGUACAGCAUUCAGGGUCCCAAAGGCACCAGCUUUAUCUUCCCCGGGAAACAGAAGCCAUAUUCAUUAAAGCUAGGCUCAGCCAAAGGUGAUGCGCUGUCUCCUCAUUCGUGGUGGAAAAAUGCUCCGGUAGGCUCAGGGUACAAGGCCAGGUGCGUUGGCCGUGGCUGUCUGUCGCCUCCUAAAAGCCGACAGCCUUACUCUGCCCGACUCUGUGACUACGUCUCCAAAGGAGUGAGGGGAAGCCCGGCUCAGCACCGCUGGCAUCGGUCCCCUGGAUGCGGCAUAAGGAAGCGGCACAUGUCAGACGAUGAUAAUCCAUACGGGGUCGAACUCAACGGGCACGCCCUGAACGGAGAUGAUGACGAGCACGAGGUUUUAGGGGAACAAAGCAGCCCGCGGGUGGUGAUCAAAAAGGACGGCACGCUCAGGGUGGAGUUCACCAACACCUCGGGGAAUCCUCUCCACCUGGAUGAGCCCACUGGCCCGGUCCAACUCCUCAAGUUCUCCCCCAAUGUGGAGUCGGCAUCGACUCCCAGUCUGCCUGGGUCCAGUGGCAGCAGGCAGGAUGGUCAUCACAGCGCUCCGCUUCCAGCCUCUACUUCCUCCACAGCCAGAACCAGCAAAGGCAGCUCACUGAGCUCUGACGGCUCCUGGUAUGACUCCCCCUGGGGGCCGAGCACAGAGCUGUGUGAGCAGGACCAGCCUUGCUCUGCCAGCAGAACGUUAGCACACUCCCCCAUUCACCAAAUUGUCUCCUUUGCAGAACAGUCCCCCCCUUUGUCCAUCACAGAUCUGUACAAAGACCCCACAAUGGCUGCGACUUUCCCCACAGCCAGGGACUUGUCCUCCCAGCUACACGAGCCUCCACCGGGCCAGAGGCCACACCGAGCGUCCUUUGCGUCCGUCCUGGACGUUCCUUUGGAAGAAGAAUGCCCAGAGCCCCGCCAGUACUCUUCGUACACCCUGCCCUGUCGCAGGCCCAAAUCGCACACCGUCAGCGAGAACCUGGACCAGUACCGUGACCAGGGGCAACGGCAGGAACAGGUGGGGCCGGAUUUCAUCUUCCAGAAGAAAGACUCCAUCAAAAACCGCAUCAGACGCUUCAGUGACUGGACGGGCAGCCUCAGCCGCAAGAAGAGGAAGUCUCAGUCUCAGGAACCCCGGUACAAGGACCUGAGUGAUACGUUUGACAGUGGGGUGGAUGGUCUGACUGCAGACACCAGCUCCCCCUCCCAGGUCUCCAGCCUCCUCUGGUUUCCCGGAGCCUCCAGGGCCCAAUCUUCAGGAGCCAUUCACCAAACGACCAACGAUGCCCUUCGCCAGAACAUCUACGAAAACUUCAUGAGGGAGCUGGAGACGGGUACCGGGCAGGGAGGAGGUGAGAGAAGAGUGCCGUCCACCGGCACCGAGGAAGACGAGAGCAGCAGCGAAUCUGCCGAAGGCUCGCUCGAGCAGCUCGACCUGCUGUUUGAAAAAGAGCAGGGGGUGGUUAGACGGGCCGGCUGGCUUUCCUUCAAACCCCUCGUUACCCUGCACAAGGACAGGAAGCUGGAGCUGGUGACGCGGCGCAAGUGGAAGCAGUACUGGGUGACCUUGAAAGGGUGCACAUUGCUGUUCUAUGAAACUUACAGUAAAGGCUCUCCGGAACAGGAGCUGUCGCCCCGCUACGCCCUCCUGGCCGAGGACAGCAUCGUCCAGGCUGUUCCUGAGCAUCCCAAGAAGGAGAACGUGUUCUGCCUCAGCAACUCGUAUGGAGACGUCUACCUCUUCCAGGCCAGCAACCAGACCGACCUGGAAAACUGGGUGACGGCGAUCCACUCCGCAAGUGCCUCGCUGCUGGCCAAGCGCCAGGGGAAGGAGGAUACGGUGCGCCUGCUGCGGAGCCAGGUCCGCGCUCUGCUGCAGAAGAUCGACAUGGACGGGAAGAUGAAGAAGAUGGCCGAGCUGCAGCUGACCGUAGUCAGCGAUCCAAAGAACCGCAAAGCUAUUGAAAACCAGAUCCAGCAGUGGGAGCAGAACCUGGAGAGAUUCAACUUGGAUCUCUUCAGGAUGCGCUGCUACCUCGCAAGUCUGCAGGGCGGAGAGCUGCCCAACCCGAAGAGCCUGCUCGCCAUCGCCAGCCGCCCCACCAAAACCACCCUGGGACGCCUGGGGAUUUUCUCAGUCUCCUCCUUUCACGCACUGAUCUGUUCCAGAGACGAAGCCACAGUCAGGAGGCGCUCCCUGUCCCUGACUCACAGACAGCGCAAAAGAGGCCUGUUCUCCUCCCUGAAAGGCCUCGACAACCUCACGAGGAGAGGCCGUGACAAGAGACCUUCUGUCUCGCAGGUCUUUGAAAGCAAUGCUGGAGGCCAAUCGUGCGCCCUGCCUCCCAGGAGCACCGAGGAAGAAGGAAAUAUAACAAACGUUCAUAGCGGGGCGAAUAUUUCAGUCCUUAUUAGCAGAAAGGCUGAAGGUUGGAACAAACAUUACCAGAGGCUGGACGUGCUGACGAGUAUAUACUCCAUGUCGCCCCCCGAGGGCGGUCUUUGGGACAGCGUCAGCAGUGCCGCAGAUGCGCUGAUGUGUGUCUACAUGCCAGACGGGCUGACGGUCCAAGUUCCCAUCAGAAGAGACCAGGCAGCUGCUGACCUUCUCUGUGCAGCGUGCAAGGUGAAACAGCUGGACCCGGGCGCGCACUGCCUCCGACUGCACAGGCGAGCGGGGCAGCACGUGGAGGUUCGAUACGUGGCUCCCGGAGAGCUCCUCCGUGAUGUGGUCAAUGAUCAGUUGGAGGUGGUCCCGGCUAAUGUGUUUACGCUGCACAUGAGCAGGCAGAGCGGCAGCGGCGACUUCGGUUUUGCAGUAACAGGAUACGCAGACAGCCAGAAGAACAGCAGGGUUUUUGUCAGCGAAGUGCUCCCUGAUGGCCUGGCCUUCAAUGAAGGUCUGCGUCCUGGCGAUGAGAUCCUGGUCCUGAAUGGUCGGUGCGUCCCCGGUCUGGACCUGGCAUUGAUCCAAAUGCUGUUUGCUGAACAAACUGUGCACCUGAGCCUGAGGCGGGAGGGCCCCGUGCUGCCACCUGUGACCUCUGACCAUCUGGCUCCUCCCACUAAACACAGCCAGGAAGUUCGAAGUAAACACCACCGAGCCAAGUCGUCCUCAGAUGUUUGUACUGCAGCUGGCGAUGGCGAAUCUCUGUACGUAGGACUGGAGGAUGGUCGCUCCCACUGCGCACACAGGCCUGUUCAGCACAGCAAGAGCGUGGACACAGUGUGCACUCUCUACCACUCCUUCCAGGAAGGGUCAGGCUCGGGCAGCGGGGGUCUGAUGGAUCACGGCGGGGAACCCUCGGUGAGGCAAGGAGGGGAUUUGGGCUCGAGCCCUACGGGAGACGCUGCCCUGCUCAGACCUUGCCCCAAGCAUAUGACGGCCACAGAGAGGUUACGCAAGGUCAUCCAGGAGCUGGUGGACACGGAGAAGUCCUACGUGAAGGACCUGACCUGUUUGUUUGAGAUCUACUUGCAACCUCUACAGAAAGAAACCUUCCUCACACUGGAUGAGAUGGAGAGUCUGUUUGGCAGCCUGCCUGAGAUGCUGGACUUCCAGAGGGUCUUCCUGCAGACCUUGGAGGAGAGAAUUGCCUCGUCACCUGACUUUAGCACCCUGGAGACCCCCUCGCAGUUCAAGAAGCUGCUGUUUUCCCUCGGGGGUUCAUUCCUCUACUACGCCGAUCACUUCAAGCUCUACAGCGGCUUCUGUGCCAACCACAUCAAGGUCCAAAAGGUCCUAGAGAGAGCCAAGACGGAUCAGACCUUCAAAGAAUUCCUCGAUGCCAGGAACCCCACCAAGCAGCACUCUUCCACCCUGGAGUCCUACCUGAUUAAACCAGUGCAGAGGGUGCUCAAGUACCCCUUGCUGCUGAGGGAGCUGGUCUCCCUUACCGACGGCGACAGCGAGGAACACUACCACCUCACCGAGGCCCUGAAAGCCAUGGAGAAGGUGGCCAGCCACAUCAACGAGAUGCAGAAGAUCUACGAGGAUUACGGCUCCGUGUUCGAUCAGCUUGUUGCCGAGCAGACUGGCCAUGAUAAAGAGGUCACAGAGAUCUCUAUGGGAGAGUUUCUCAUGCAUUCCUCUGUGGUCUGGCUCAACCCUCAUCCGUCGCUGGGCCGCAUGAGAAAAGACCCCGAAAUGACCGUGUUCGUGUUCAAGAAAGCAGUGAUAUUGGUCUGCAGGGAAAACAACAAGCUGAAGAAAAAAAUGGCCAACCCUCGUUCGGCGCUCUCUCACGGAGAUUCGGACCCCUUCAAGUUCCGCUGGCUCAUCCCGCUCUCGGCUCUGCAGGUCAGAUUGGGAAAUACUGCAGGAACAGGUACGCAGAGCAGCUAUAUCUGGGAGCUGAUUCACUCCAGGUCUGAAGUGGAGGGGAGACCAGAGACCGUCUUCCAGCUGUGCAGCAGUGUGCCUGAGAGCAAGGUCAGCAUCAUCAAGGUGAUCCGCUCCAUCCUCAGGGAGAACGUGAGGAGGAACAUGAAGGGCGAGGGCACGCUGGAGAGGAGCUGUAAGGAGCACCUGGCUCCUCUGAGGAGCACCCUGCCUUCCUCCGCCAGGCUAGGUUCCUCCAGAGCUUCCUGGUUGUGCAAGCAGCCGCCUGCAGAGCUCUCCACCCAGGGCGAGGCUCCGAAGCUCGGGCCAGACUCUGACGAGGGAAGCCUGAGCAGUGGAACCUACAGUUUGUCUGGGGCUCCUCCAGCCCGCGUGUCCUCCGACUCGCCCAUCUUUCCAGUCCAGCAGAACUGGUCUCAGACACACUGCUCCAACUCUCAACCCCGCUCCACCUCUGUGAAAGAGUCUGACAUUUUGAGCGACGAGGACGACGACGGCUUUAGCGAGGGGGGGACGAGGAGGGACAGCGGAGACAGCAGCUCCCCAACUAGUGCAAUUGAAGCUCAGUUUCUCCAACUUAAACUGUCGGAGGAUUCUGCAUCAGAAGGUGCACCGGCCCCCCGCGUUCAGCCCGAGGGUGUUGGCGACACCCCGGAGAUGCAACCCAAACUAGUGCGAGGCCACUUCACAGCCGUUAAGAGGAAACCGUGCAGUUUCAGGAGGAGCCCGGGAGCCCUGUUGAAGAUGAAGGAGCAGAGCAGGUCACUGGACAGCCAGACGGAUGCAGCGCUGCCGUGUGGAGCCAUGGACCUCAACACGUUGCUGGAGAGAGAGUUCAGCGUCCAGAGUCUGACCUCAGUAGUGAACGAAGACUGUUUCUAUGACCCAGCUGAGAGCGGUGCCACCGGCGCCUCGUCUCAGGUGUCAGCAUAGACGGGGCAUACAGUACCUGGGCUACUUUAGUGGCCACCGAGGCGAUGACUGCGAAGCUGUGCAUGAACUUCAAUACCUUACAGAUUUAAGUCUCACACUCGCCCACACAAGGUUAGAUGCAAACGACGUGUUCUGAUGGCAGCUCGUCGGCUGGGACUGUGGCUUUCUUCCCCUAGAGAGGCAAAGCGCAGUGAUGAUGACUACAAUGAAUCUGCCAAGCACUGAUGUGUGUCUGCAUCGUCCUCAGCUCUCUGGGCUCUGCCUCCUCCCCACAAACCAUCAGUGCGACGCGUUCCAUUCAAGUUUGCCCCGCAGCUGCUGCUGAUUGGCAGUUUUUAUUCGGUUCUUGACCUUUUUCACGAAGAAUGUCCUCGUCUGUCACUCCCAAACGUUGAGAGGCGGUGAAAUCCACAGGACGCUGAGUUGAGUUUCUCAGGCAGACACUGGUAAUUCGGCAAAGCUUGCCAGGCAACAGGCUUUUGUAUCGAUUCUGUGAAACCAAAAGAAAACGAUUAAUACACCGAACGUUGUACGAAUUUCACUUUAGUACAAAUAUGAAAGGAGGCACUGAAGAAGAAAAAGGUGAUCACAGACGCACCCACAGAGCUGCAACGGUCAAGUGAGACUUCCUGAGAAUAGGAGGCAUCAACUACGCCUUUUUUUGCUGUAUUUUGUGCACUAAGAGUACACUGUUUGCCUACAUAUUUGAAAUAUCUGUACAGGUUGUAUUGUUAUUACUGCUGUUUUUAAUUUAUUUCUGGGUUUCAUUAUGUUUAUUUUAUCCUCUUUGGGUUAAGGCUUGAACUCGAGGCUACAGAUUCGGUCGACUCUUAAAUGAGAGAGAACAGUUUGAGAGUUAAUCACUUCAUUUUUAAAUGCAGCUACUGGAUUUGGUUGUGUUUCGCUCCAGAUUGUAAUUUCUUGCAUUGGGAUGUCCAUGUUUUUACUCAGAUGACCGAUUUAAACUGCAAUAAUGUUUAAAACCCGAUGAUUUUAAUGUUUGUAUGUAUCCUGUAUAUAUAAUCUUUUCUAUCUUUGAUACGUUUAUGUAUACUCAUACAUACUUGACACUGUACAGAAACGAAACAGGAUCUUGCAGUAACACAGUUGAUAUUUUUGUAAAGAGCGUUUGCCGUUACAUUAAGUACAUGUUUGUACUAAAAAAAAGGCAAACCACUCCAUGCUUUACCCUUUCAGCUGAACUCUACCAUGCCUUUAAUGCUAGCAUACCAAUGAAUGUGAAUGCUCCAUUCUGAUGGAACUGUUUUAUAAAUAAAAGUAUAUCUGUGAAAA